Molecule: messenger RNA, 2007 nt
Organism: Trematosphaeria pertusa
Lineage: Eukaryota; Fungi; Ascomycota; Dothideomycetes; Pleosporales; Trematosphaeriaceae
Exons: 4
Coding region: 333-1754 (473 amino acids)
Biological process (GO): regulation of DNA-templated transcription
Molecular function (GO): DNA-binding transcription factor activity, RNA polymerase II-specific; zinc ion binding
Source: RefSeq, a predicted model, not a curated record
GGGCGCCGCGUGUGUACCCAGACAGUGAAAAGGUACGGUGCUCCACUGCCUCACUGCCCCCUCUUUGGCCCUCACCAUCGCUGGUCCCGGGACCACGCCAUUGUCUGGCCCUAGCUGUCGGAUUCUACCUGCAGAAUCGAGCGCCUAAGAUCCCACGGCAUGGUUGAUCGCCCGUAACCGUCCCCGCCAGUGACUUCCCGACUACAGACAAGAUCUGGUCGUGCGGGCUCCAACGUUUGGGAAACUCCCGCGCCUGACAGCCUAGGACCCUUCAAUGCGCUCUGUGGCAUCGUGUGGUCGUACUCGAGAAGCGCGAGAGCUCUGCGCCGCCUAUGGCUGUCGGGGUGGAGCGCCGUGCGAAGAAAGUUGCUUCUAGGUUAGAUCAAGCGUUGCUUUUGCAACCUGUCAGUAACGCAAUGUCCUAUAAUCCUUUGACCCAAACCACUGGAGUCGGCUUGUCUGCACCAACUACUUCUAUCCACACCUCCGAGGACCGUCACGAAUAUAACCAUACCCUACCCGCCCAGGCUGCUCUUCCCUCGCCACAGCAGCCGGCCCACAAGAAGAGACGGCCCUCCAAAGACAAGACGACGACAGCGAUUCGACGAUCUUCCUCAACGCCGCAUAUGCGCAAUCUGGCUCUUGGGACUACUGGCGAGCUGUCGCCGACGAGCGACAAGCGGCGCAACAAGCUCGGGUACCAUCGAACUUCGGUCGCAUGUGGCCACUGUCGACGAAGGAAGAUUCGAUGCCUCGUUGCCAACGACGAGCCCACAGGUCGCUGCGCAAACUGCAUUCGACUGAAGAAGGAAUGCAACUUCUAUCCUGUUGACCAGAACCCCGAGAACCCGCGCCCCCAAACUGGCGCAAUCAAGGAUGUGAACCCAGGCGCGUCAGCGUCUGCUACCUCUUCUCCCCGGCACCCUCCGUCCAUGUCCGGGGAGAAAAUAGACGAGUUCCGUCCGCCGUUCAAUGGACCAGUCUCUGGGAACCCAGUGUCGAGAUACGGCGUACCUGGCGACCCAGAAGUCGAACCCCACCAUGUUCCACCUUCGAGUGGUGUGCCGAUGCAACAGCAACCUCCCUACGGUUAUCCUCAUGCAAUCGACACGCAAUGGCCACCUGCCCCGGGCUUUCUACCUUCCACUUCUGUCGCGGAAAGCCCCUCUUCCUCCAGCGGGUACUGGCGGCCAUCUCCCUCCACCGCGAAUUCGACUUACGGCAGUGAAUCGAAUGUCUCCGGUGGACAUACCCCGGCUACCAUGAGCACCUCCUCUACGAUGUCCUAUGGAGGGCAACCGGAUAGUCAUAACUGGGGAGCACCGGGCUUCCAGCCUCCUACGAGAUCCAUGUCUUAUGGGAAUAUCGAAGGGAUUCCCCAGCAGUAUUCAAAUCCCGGGCUUGGCAUCCAGCAGCACGACUAUCCUCGCCGGACUUCACCGUAUCCCUACCCGUCGACGAUAGACACGAGUCCUUCGACACUACGUUCGAGCUCGAUAGGAGGCCAUACGUCGGCACCUCUUUCAGCGCCAAUCCUUCCGAACCAACAGUACAGCUACCCAACACCCUGGAACCCAUACGGAGGCGGUCCGGCUCCAGCUCCAGCUCCUGGCCAUGAAAUGCCUGCGCCAAGUCGUUCGAUGAGUGGGCAGUGGUAUCACGAGCCAGGGCAAUUGGACCAGGUGCAGGAAGAAGGCGGACCUCCGAUAUCAUACAGUCAUCAUGGCAUCCAGCAGUUCUACUCUGGGCCAUAGCGUCGAAACUUCACUUUUCCAUCUGCGGCUUAUUCUGGACGGCAUUUCACCAUUCGACACUUCAUUCAUCGGAGUUUAUAGAGCGCUUCGGCGGGUUUUGUUUGCGACUUUCACCACGGUUUCUAGGGCAAAAGGACGGACUUCAGGAUGGAUUUUCUACGAGGCAUAUGGCGGAUUGGGUAAUGGACCAUGGAUCAGAAAAGUAAUGGACCGGUCACGGAGGGACGGGGAGGGCGCCUUCACGUCGGACGCG